Molecule: messenger RNA, 1476 nt
Organism: Lindgomyces ingoldianus
Lineage: Eukaryota; Fungi; Ascomycota; Dothideomycetes; Pleosporales; Lindgomycetaceae
Product: Zinc/iron permease
Exons: 3
Coding region: 1-1476 (491 amino acids)
Biological process (GO): zinc ion transmembrane transport
Cellular component (GO): membrane
Molecular function (GO): zinc ion transmembrane transporter activity
Source: RefSeq, a predicted model, not a curated record
AUGGGGUUGGACAAUGACACUCGAGGGUGGGUCAUGGCGGCGGUAAGCGGGAUAGCAUCGAUAAUUUGUGUCGACCUCAUCAUCCGCCAAUUUCCAGGGAAAAGAAAUUUUAAAAUCGAACACAGUAACCAUUUCCUUUCUUCAGGAUUGAGUUUAUCUUUUGGAGUUAUGAUAUUUUCUUCUCUGUACAGCAUGUUGCCAUCCGCGAGGAGUUACUUGCAGAAGGGAGGAAUGAAACCCAAACAAGCAAGCUUUGCGCUGAUUGGAUGCUUUUUGAUUGGCGCGCUGGGAAUCUCAGUUUUGUCUCGGAUUCUCCAUCACUAUAUUCCGCAUUCGGUCGUGGAUUGUGAUCACGAUCAUGGAGACGAAGAAGAGGGGACCAAGGAACCAGUGGACAGAGAGCCUGCAGGUGGGUAUCAUGAUUUGGUGCAAAAUCUUCCAGAGGACCAGCAAAGGACUACGCUUGCUUUUGAUGGGAGUGGCCCAGAAGCAGAAAGGCAGCCGCUUGUCCCUGGAUAUGGGACCAUAAACCAGCACCCACAGUCAAGGCUAUCAGCAAGACGCCCAUCGCUACAAACACAGAUUUCAACCAAGGUCUCCCAACUCGUCUCUGGCUCCAAAGAAUUUUGUGAUAUGCAUGGGCAGUGUUUUGGCUACUCGGACCCAUGCGGCCAGGAGUGCUUCAAGAUUGUUCAACACGCACGGGAUGUUGGCUCGCGAACAUACCCAAGCAGGAAGCCGCCAACUCGGCCAUCAGGCAACAGAUCAGUCACGAUGCCACACGAACGUCUGGCUCUUCCAGAAGAAGGCGCCGAGUACUCAGCUCUCACACCCACGCAAUCCGAUCCUCCCACCGUGGGAAACUCCCUAGAAACCCAACCCCUAAUAAACAGCAACGGCUACAGCCACCCUCUUCGCAAACAACCCUCCCAUCAUUCCCUCGACUCCUCCGUCCGCUCCCACGACUCGCACCACCACCAUCACCACGUUCCGACCAAUGUCUUCCUCUCCAUAGGCCUCCAAACCAGCAUCGCAAUCGCUCUCCACAAACUCCCAGAAGGCUUUAUAACAUAUGCAACCAACCAUGCCAACCCAUCUCUCGGCUUUUCUGUCUUCCUCGCCCUCUUCGUGCACAAUAUCACCGAAGGAUUUGCAAUGGCUUUACCGCUAUAUCUCGCUAUCAACUCUCGCUGGAAGGCUAUGUUCUGGUCCGCAAUCCUCGGCGGCAUCAGUCAGCCGCUGGGAGCGGGGAUCGCGGCGCUGUGGUUCAAGAUUGCAGGGAGGAAAGAGGGGGGAGAGGAACCGGGGGAAACCGCUUAUGGAGCCAUGUUUGCUAUUACGGCAGGGAUCAUGGCGAUGGUGGGCUUGCAGUUAUUUGGGGAGAGUUUGGAGUUGACACAUUCAAGGAAAUUAUGCUUUGCGAGUGCUUUUGUGGGCAUGGGGAUUUUGGGAUUGAGUUCGGCGUUGACGGCUUAG